Porites lobata is the source of this 828-nucleotide messenger RNA. Lineage: Eukaryota; Metazoa; Cnidaria; Anthozoa; Scleractinia; Poritidae. The record is from the annotation of a GenBank genome assembly.
AUGGCCGCGACAAUGGACUUUUUCAGAAUUUCCAUCAAAGGCGUUCAAAUCAAAGGGUAAGUUUUGCAGCAGUGGUAUUUUCUGCGUAAACUAAUUGCCUUACCGCACUUCAUGUGAAAUUCCUUCAGAAAACAAAGCCUUACUUGGCUCUUCUAUCUCCAUGGCUUACGCUGUUUAAUUUGGAUAAUUUUCAGAUAUCACCAUUUCAAGGUUAAAGCACGAUCUGGGACACCAUUUAUCGUUAGAAAGGAAGCUUACAACGAGUAUGAUCCCUUCGCACUGGCAUGUCUUAUCCCUGCCGAAUUGGAACUAAUUCCGGAGCCUUUGCGGAAAAUGGCCAUUUACAGCAAAUCAAAGCGAAAAAGUUACACUUUGGAAGAUGUGCGAGGGUCUCAGAUCGGCAGAAUUCAGUAUUUUUUAAACAGGGAGCUAUCCUACCUUCUGGAGUGUGGCAAUCGCGGAUUGAAGGGUAAGUGAAUUAUCGGUUAUCUCCUUUGUCUGAAUAUUUUUCUGUGUAAUAAAUUGAAACGAAGCUAUUCAGUUUACUUGUACCGGUGAACAGUUUUGGAAUUCGUCGGCCUGAAUUUUUUAAUCUGCGUUUGUCUCUUCUCUCUAAGGAUUGUCAACGGAGAACCAACGGUUUCUGUUCGUCCCAACGCAGCCCAAAAGUUCCAAAGAAAUAAACAGGCUGGUGGAGGGGCUUACAUCCCGGCUACUAUUCACGUUGAAGGUCCACGCGAGCACAAAAAGGCCGUGCUCGACAGACUCCGCACGUCCUUAGCGGAGUGCGAGAAUGGAGAGCUGAUGACAAUCGAUAUCGAAAAUUAG